AUGGUAUUCAAGUCGUUCUGCCGCGACUACAUCACCCAGCACAUGCAUCGUGAGCACCCAAGACAGUGGUCCGCCUUCCAAGCUGUCACAGAGGACGAAGAGCGCAAAACCUUUUUUCUCCCUACGCUGAUCGAGAGCUUCCUCCCGAGGCACCCUCAGAUAUCGUUUGUUGUACCGCGCGAAAUUGCCAGUCUCAUCCAGCGUCUAUUCUGCAAUCGGGGUGACACACCGCACGGCUUGGUGGCCGUGGACGAGGAAAUGGGAGAGGUUGAAGUCUACACGGACUUUGUGGAGACCAAGUCGGAUGGGCAUGUGCUGAUUAUCCGUGAUCGAGACCAAUUUGAGACCAUUAUCAACUGCAUCAAUGCGGGAGUGAGCUUUCGCGCUAUUGCUGGUUUGUUUACCACGUUCGGGACUGCGCUGUCCAACAUGAAACUUGGAGCCCCCUGCAGACAAGUAGUGGGGCAAUCAGUUCGCCGUGUCGUUGCUCUCAACCUCUCUGCUAUCAGCUCACUGCUUACGAAGACGUGGGGGGUUUCGCUGAUGGUUGAUGGUGCGACACAUAACAAAGAAGGAUACUUGGACGUGCGUGAGUCGUUUGGUCUUGUGGGUAAAGUGCACAGCAUCCACCUCCUCGCUAUCCCCAUUGUCCCCAUUGGCCAUAGCGCACACAUAGGCGAGAACUAUGCUGAGCUCGUCAUUGAUCUACUCGAGGACAUUGGUGAAUCCAACUUGCUCACCCAACUGAUCGGUAUCUCGACGGACGGCGCUGCGACGAUGCUGGGCCGCCACCAGGGAUUCUCGACUCACCUUCGUGCUGCUGCUGGACACUUUGGAAACACGGCGAUCACGAUCAACUGGUGCGGGAGUCACCAGCUGAACCUUGCCGUGGACGCAUUUCUAAAAGCGCUCUACAGAACGGUGAACUUCAGGUUGAGGCUGGGAACGGAGAUCUCGUUUACGCGGCGAUACGAAAGUGUACGUGGUGGCUGA
This is a messenger RNA of Phytophthora sojae, 993 nucleotides long. RefSeq lists its product as hypothetical. The transcript has a single exon. NCBI's taxonomy places the organism in Eukaryota, Oomycota, Peronosporomycetes, Peronosporales, Peronosporaceae. The record is from RefSeq and is a predicted model, not a curated record. The coding region runs from base 1 to 993 and encodes 330 amino acids.